Messenger RNA from Opisthorchis viverrini, 1815 nucleotides. RefSeq lists its product as hypothetical. The record is from RefSeq and is a predicted model, not a curated record. The coding region runs from base 1 to 1815 and encodes 604 amino acids. The transcript is spliced from 9 exons. Lineage: Eukaryota; Metazoa; Platyhelminthes; Trematoda; Opisthorchiida; Opisthorchiidae.
AUGACGUUUCCCUUGUUGAUAGCUCUCUUGCGUCGUGACUAUGAUUUCCGGACCAGAAAGCAAGAGAAGCAUCAUACAGGUCCAAGUCCGAUGAAGGAGUUAAAUUUUCCCAUGAUUGACGGUUUCCCACCAGAUUACAUGCAUAGCGUGUGUCUUGGUUUGGUGCGGAAUUUUCUCAUCUUACUCAGAGCUAUGCCAAUUGGACACAAGGCUAGGCUUUCUUUGGAGUCCUGGAAUCUGCUGAAUGAUAACAUUGAGCAACAGAGUUUGGCUCUGAGUGUUGAUUUCCCCCGAAAAUGUCGAGGUGUCGUAGACCUGGAUAGGUGGAAGGCAUCUGAGCUACGACAGUUUCUUCUGUACAUAGCACCCGUUGUUUUACGAGAUAUCUUACAUCCGGACGUUUACGAAUGUUUCAUCCAUUUAUUCUACAACAUACACCUCUUCUCCCAUUUAUUCAAUUUUGUCAAGCUUUGUAGUUGCUUAGAUCGGUUUUCCUGUUUUCCCUAUGAAUCGGAGCUGGGGCAUUUGAAGCAUUACAUACACGGGCCAAAACCACCCGCUGUUCAGCUUUACCGCCGACUGGCCGAGCGUGUGAGAUUGGAUGCUGUUGAAAGGAAGAUAUUUUUGGAUUAUGGAUGUCGUUUUCUCGAAAACUUUCCCGACAACUGCAUUUUGCUUGAUGGUAAACCAGUUGUCAUUGUAGAUUUUUUUGGAGAUACUAUUGAGUACCAGAAACCCAAAACUCUUCUGCCGUUUUACACUCACGUAUUGGCAUUGACAGACGUUUUAGUUUUUCAAUGCUCCGACUUGCAACACACUCGGCUGUUUGCAUCAGUCGACCAAAUAUCUUGUAAAUGCUUAAGUUUUUUACUGCAGAAACACUCGGGUACUCUACCAAAAUGUCCACUCAAGUCGUGCACGUACAAAAUGUACCGGCAAUGCAGUAGGUUUUCAGUUAAAAAUGUUCUAGAAACUUUUCCGGAUGCACUGAGUGCUCAGCAAUCCUUGACUCAGGCAUACCUCCUCUGCGGAGCAGAACCGAUGAACGUACGUCAAUCCAGGCGCAAACAGUAUGUUUAUCAAUCGUAUUACGAUGGUUGCAGUACAAAGAAACGGCUGUCGUCUGAUUUUACAGACAGAUCUGAUCGUGAUUCCAGUGGUGACCACUUUGUUUGCAAACAUAGUCAUAAGCCCACCAAAUCCAAAAAGACUGACGUGCCACGCGUCCCUGGUGAUGCUUCUAUGAUAUGUGGAAUGUACUUUUUAUUUCAUUACCACCAUCUAAAAUCUAUCAGCAGUUCCACGUAUACAACACUUCCCGCCGUGGGCGAUCCAGAACCAUGCAGUUCUACUCCGAUCCUCAGAACCAACCCUCCAAAUUCAAAAGCCAGCGUAAUUUCCCCGGACCUGUCCCACCUCAUUCUCAACGCUUCAGUACCCACCAGCAGUUCUGAGGCACUCAACGAGCCCCCUCUUCCGCUUUCAUCCACGGAUGAUCUCCGUAAGUAUGAAGGACAUCUAAGAGAUGGUCCACGCUAUGCAUGGCUGGAGGCUGGCGAUGUACGAGUGUACGUAACCAACGUACUUACGCGGACGUCGGCACCAAGGCUAGCCGCACUACUCGACUGGCGCGGAAUAAAUGAAAAAGAAGCCUUCGGGUCAACCAGGCUGGCCCAAGGACUUAUUUACUCGAAAACUGAGAAGUUUCCGAACACAAAUCUGCGACAAAUGAGGGAAAUCGUUCACUGCUGGCUGGAGAACGAACGGCAGAAAGUUCGGAAACGCCUGCAGAGAGCCACCAAGAGUGACAAAUGA